CUCGCUUGUCUCUGAGCUGUCCCUUUGCUGAUUGCUUCCGCCAUGAGGAGCUUACUCUUGGUCCUUGUGGUCCUUGUCUUGCUCUCCUAUGUUCCACCAGUGAGAAGUGGAGUGAAUGCAUAUGUAAGAGGCCUCUUUUCUUCAUGCUGGCGAUUCAAAGGUUCUUGCAGGAGAACAUGUGGCCGAAACGAAGAAUAUCAUAUUUUUUGUGAAACGAAAUAUCUGUGUUGCAUAAACAAAAAGUUUUUACCUGUUAUAGUUGGGAAAUAGUUGUAUCUGAGGUUCUCCCUGAUUUCCUCUGGGGACCCAGAUCCUUCUCAGCUGCAUC
This is a messenger RNA of Eptesicus fuscus (big brown bat), 328 nucleotides long. RefSeq names its product defensin beta 135 (gene DEFB135). Gene Ontology annotation, biological process: innate immune response. The coding region runs from base 43 to 270 and encodes 75 amino acids. Gene Ontology annotation, cellular component: extracellular region. The record is from RefSeq and is a predicted model, not a curated record. NCBI's taxonomy places the organism in Eukaryota, Metazoa, Chordata, Mammalia, Chiroptera, Vespertilionidae. The transcript has 2 exons.